AUGAGUGCAAUAAAGAGGAAAGCAGAGAAGCAGCAGAGCUCUGCCCCUCGCUCAGCGGUAAGCGCUGUUGCCGCACGCCGAGCUCGACAGCAACAACUACAAGAAGUCGUUUCUUCACAUGAGAAUGCGCCAAAUCAGAACCAAGAAACUGGACCUCCAGCAAAAAAAGUACGACCGUCACUGGAUAGAACCGCAAAGGAUGUCCCGACGUCAAACAUCGAAAGAGCCAACAGGAACCGCCUAGCUGCUCCGGUGAAAGCUACCUCGGCAGACUUAGCUUUCGAAUUGAGCAAUAUCGACGCAGCAGAAGCAUUGAAAAGCGAAGCGAGCGGUGUUGAGGAAAUAAUUAGUGACCAGAAUGACGAAGAAGAGAGUGCAGACAACGCAACUCCCUCUCAAAUGCCUACCACCGCCGAAAACUUUACGCUUUCAAGGAACCGAUUGCGGAAGAGUGAUAUCGUUUAUAGUGAUGAACAUAUGCUAUGUGUGCGGCUAAAGGAAAAGACGACACUGGUUCUUGUAGGCAUCUACGAUAUUUGGGUGAAGAGAGGUGUGAUUAGUUUAAUGGGUGCGAAACUACAUCCCUCCACAAAAACAUAUCGGGUAUACGCGCCAUCUACGCAUUCACUUCCCGUCAUCAAGUGUGUGUCUGGUGUUGAAGGGUUUGCGGAGAUUGAGCUACAGUCGUGUUCAAGCAACUUACAAGGGCUCAAAGAGCUAUCACCUCACUAUUCGCGGAUUUGGAAUAGUAGUAAGACUGUCGGCGACAGCGCAACCCUCAACAAAUCGUUUAAACGAUCAUUUUCUAUACUAUAUACAUCAUCGGACGAUCCUCUAAAUCGACCAUUGCGACCUCUUCACUUGGAAAAGAAAUGGAGCACCACGAUCAAAUCUCUUUCGUGCCGUGCGCACUCAUUAAGGACCCUGAUAUGUGGUCCAAAAGGCGCUGGAAAAUCGACCUUCGGGCGCUACCUGCUUAACCAUCUUUUAACACCCGCACCUGAUGGAACUUCUGAUAAUCUAGAUGGAAUCGCAUUCCUCGACCUUGAUCCCGGACAACCGGAAUUUGCACCUAUGGGGAAUAUAUACCUUGCGCAUCUCCGAGAACCUUGCUUUGGACCACCUUUCUCUCAUCCAAACUUGGAUAAUUCACGUUAUGGAAAAAUCAUUCGGUGCCACCAUAUAGGUGCAACCUCUCCGAAAGAAGACCCCGACAACUAUGCCUUGGCCAUAAUGAAUCUCCUGGAUCAAUAUCGCAUGUUAACCGCUACAUACCCGAGAUGUCCUCUUAUCAUAAACUUCCCUGGUUGGAUUUUCGGUCUGGGUUUAGAGGUUGCUACCUGGAUCAUACGAUCAACAGGGCUUUCGGAUGUCGUAUACAUGAGCGAAAAGGGGCCUACUGAGGUGAUUGAGCCAUUGGGGCAAGCGGCGUCGGAGGCUGGUGUUGCUCUUACCACUUUACCUUCCCAGCCGGUUGAUACGGUCACAAGGUCGAGUGCUCAAUUGCGAUCUAUGCAGAUACAGUCGUACUUUCAUAUGACGCAAUCUGAGGGAUUAUUGGAUGCUUUCUGGAACGAAUCACCUCUUAUACGCAACAAAUCGAUUCACGUCAGCUAUUCAGGUCCUCAGCCUGGAAUAUCCGGGAUUAUGGUAUUAGGAAACCAUUAUAGUCCGCAAGUCCUACGAGAUAUCAUAGACGGGUCAAUUGUGGCCGUCGUCGCAGUUGAAAAUACUGGUGCAAUACCUGGUUACUCGGAAGCCGAAGCAAAACCGGAUGGCGAUAGCCAUACAGAUGAAGUGCAGCCCGACGCAAUGAAUGAAGAUGAAAGUGAAGAUCACGAGACUCCCAACGCUGGUCAAUUAUCUGCUUCUCAAAGCAGGCAACGGGUGAAAGAUCUCUUAAAUGACACCAUUACCCGCUGUCCAAACAGCGGCCUUCCAUACCUCUUCUGGGGUGCAGGCAGUAGCACCCCAUUAGAUCCCAAAGGCUCUCGUUCUCUAGGUCUCGCAUUCGUUCGCUCAAUCGACGUAUCUUCGCAAAGACUGGAAUUGAUCAGUCCGAUACCCAGCUCUUCCAUUCGUGACGCCAUCAAUCAAGGACAAAGUCUCGUUCUGGUCAGAGGAAUGGUAGACAGCCCCGACUGGGCUUUCAGUGAAGAGUACUACGCAGCACGCAAUGCCGAGCAAGAUUUCACGACACAAAUAUCGCAAUUAAGGAGAAAUAAAGCGGAAGCUCAUGGCAAAGAAGACGAUGAAACGAGAAGAGAACAAACCGAGCAACUGCGACGAUUGCAGGAACGCGUGAGAGCGGCAAGUAAGUUGCCGUAUUUGAAGGUUAUUGAUGAUGCUAGUGCGCUGCAUCAGAAUGAGAGGAGACAGGAGAAUGGGACGUGGAGGUUGAGGAAGAAGGUUUAUAUUGGCAGUGAUAGUGAGCUUGAUUGA
Messenger RNA from Talaromyces marneffei, 2442 nucleotides. RefSeq lists its product as uncharacterized. Gene Ontology annotation, molecular function: polynucleotide 5'-hydroxyl-kinase activity. Gene Ontology annotation, cellular component: nucleus. The coding region runs from base 1 to 2442 and encodes 813 amino acids. Lineage: Eukaryota; Fungi; Ascomycota; Eurotiomycetes; Eurotiales; Trichocomaceae. The record is from RefSeq and is a predicted model, not a curated record. Gene Ontology annotation, biological process: cleavage in ITS2 between 5.8S rRNA and LSU-rRNA of tricistronic rRNA transcript (SSU-rRNA, 5.8S rRNA, LSU-rRNA). The transcript has 5 exons.